This is a messenger RNA of Paramuricea clavata, 1362 nucleotides long. NCBI's taxonomy places the organism in Eukaryota, Metazoa, Cnidaria, Anthozoa, Malacalcyonacea, Plexauridae. The record is from the annotation of a GenBank genome assembly.
AUGAAAUGUGUGCUGUUUAACUAUUUUAGGUCGGAAAUAAAGCGUUCACAGCGACGAACGCAAAGUGAAGCAAUCACCGAAUGUGCUACAGAAAUAACAGAACAAGCCAUUCAAAAUAUUUAUCAAGGUAAUCCCUAUGCGUCCACAAACAUAAAUAGCCCAAAAUGAUAUACUACUACAGUUAACAAGCAAUAGAAUGCUAUAUCAAUGUUGAUGAAUUGUCAAAUGGGUAGUUCAAUGAAUGGAUGUAAUGCAUUGAACAUGGCCGAUUACAAUGGAUUACAAUUUCUUUAAGGCCAAGAAACAUCCACGCCGUUAAAAACUGGAGAAAGCCUGCAGCUUCCUUCUCCAUCUGAAUCCCCUGUUAUUGGAGAUGAAGACGAGGAUAAUACCAUUGCAACAAUUGAUGCGAAUACAAGCUUUGCUCGGUCUGAUGCAACCCUUCUUGACAGGUACUGAUUGUAAAGUAAUAUUUGUAGUUUAUUAUGGAAUUGUGAAUGUGCGUAGCAACAAUAUAUUUGUUGUUUCUCAAAUUAUUUAUAUCUAGUUCUACUAUAACCAAUGCAAUAAAUGUGUCCAUGUUCACGGAUGAUGAUGAUGAUGUCAGUGAUGGCAGUCUGGAAGAUGCUGCAAGUUAUAUCAGGUAAAAUAUGUCAGGUCAUAAAUACUUUUACAAGAAUGGAACUAAUUGAGUCAUAAACAUCAUUGUCCCUUACAGCAUACAUGAUCUUACCAAAUCAGCUCUCGAAGAUUUGAAUGCAGAGAAGCAAAGUUAUUCAGAGUAUACGUAUGUUAUCUGUUUGAAGCAAUGUGGGAGUAUGUGUGGGAUGUGUUAUUUUGACUCUGGGCAGUGGAAGAUUAGUCUGUUGUUGCUACUGUGCCUGAGAACAAAAAAGAUUUCAUGCUGCCUCUCUAGAAAUUUUGACCACUCAGGGAAGUUAUCUGACAUCAAAUUUCACACAAACCAUGUCAAAAACCCUAUAGAUAAACUACAAACCUGGCAAAAAUUUAUAAAUUAAUGAAUGGUUAAUUAAAGGUCCAAUCCUGAUUCUAGUUAUAUUGAAGCCUAAUAAACAGAAGCAAACUGAAAAGGGAUCUUUAUUCUUUAUUUGUAAUAUACUAUCUAUUAUUUAUACAGCACUAUAUUUUGUUAUUUUUAGCUCCAUAAGUUCAAGUAGUGAUGAGGACUCUGAUUCAUCUGAUCUUGAUUUGGGUCAUGAGCCAUCUGAUGAACAUCAGGACGAUGAACAUCGGGAAGAUUAUUCACAGCACUCGAUCUGCACUCCUGCAGUUAGUUAUGGACCUCAUCGGAAAUUCAGCCGAGGGGAUGAUGUGUAUGAUUUGGAAGAAGAAUUCAGUAUG